AUGCUUGUACAAUCUCUGUCCCGCGCCGCCAUCGUGGCUACUCUUUGUCUUGCAGGCCUCACGUCUGCUGUGAGGGAAUCCGGCGACCCCAGUCCUGCAAUCUCCAAAUCGACCUCAACCACGACCGCAAGAGCGCAUGAACGUAAGAAAGGUCACCGCGAGGACAAGGUCAUGGUAUCUUGCGCCGGUCACAUUACACAAUGUGGUGUUAAGGACAAAGCCAAGAUUGUCUAUGUACCGGUAUCCACCUCGACCGUCACGAACACGAUUGUCAAGACUGAUGUCGUGACCCUCCCAACGUCAGUCAGGGUUAUUGAGAAAGUUAGAGUUGAAACCGUAACCAACACUACCAUGGGCCACUGUCGCGAGACCCUCACCGUCACCGGAGACGCCGUUACGGUUGCAGUUGAUGUCGUGUUUGUCACCACCGAAGAAAUCCAACCCAUUUCUAACAGAACCACGUGGAGAGUCACUACUGUUACCGCCAGUGCCAUCGAGCAGUGUUUCCUUGAGAAGUAUACUAUGCUCGCACAGGGUUCGGCAAGCCAGGGAGGCCCAGCUGAGGCGAUACCUAUCCCCUCAUCUGACAAUGUCAGCCCAGCUGCAUCUGUACCUGCAGCAUCAGAUGAAAGUCGCCCUGCCGAUGAUCCUGCUCAGAGACCUUUAGACUCGGAUGACGAUCAUCCCCUAAUGGUCGGGUCAGAUGGAGAUAGCGUGGAGUAA
This is a messenger RNA of Fusarium verticillioides 7600, 723 nucleotides long. RefSeq lists its product as hypothetical. The coding region runs from base 1 to 723 and encodes 240 amino acids. The record is from RefSeq and is a predicted model, not a curated record. Lineage: Eukaryota; Fungi; Ascomycota; Sordariomycetes; Hypocreales; Nectriaceae. The transcript is spliced from 4 exons.